GCCGCCUCCAGAACUGCCUGUACAACGUGCUGGAACGGCCCCGGGGCUGGGCUUUCAUCUACCACGUCUUCAUAUUCCUCCUCGUCUUCAGCUGCCUGGUGCUGUCGGUCUUCUCCACCAUCCAGGAGCACCAGAAAUUGGCGAACGAGUGCCUCUUCAUCCUGGAAUUCGUGAUGAUCGUGGUGUUCGGUAUGGAGUACAUCAUCCGCGUGUGGGCCGCCGGCUGCUGCUGCCGCUACCGCGGCUGGCGCGGCCGAUUCCGCUUCGCCAGAAAACCUUUCUGCGUGAUAGAUUUCAUCGUUUUCAUCGCCUCGGUGGCCGUCAUCGCCGCGGGCACGCAGGGCAAUAUUUUCGCCACGUCGGCGCUGCGCAGCAUGCGCUUCCUGCAGAUCCUGCGCAUGGUGCGCAUGGACCGCCGCGGAGGCACCUGGAAACUGCUGGGCUCCGUGGUCUACGCACACAGCAAGGAGCUCAUCACCGCCUGGUACAUCGGCUUCUUGGUGCUCAUCUUCGCCUCGUUCCUCGUGUACCUGGCCGAGAAGGACGCCAAUGUGCAGUUCGCCACCUACGCCGAUUCUCUCUGGUGGGGCACGGUGACCCUGACCACCAUCGGUUACGGGGACAAGGCACCGCAGACGUGGCUGGGCCGGAUGCUGGCGGCCGGGUUCGCCCUGCUCGGCAUCUCCUUCUUCGCCCUGCCCGCCGGGAUCCUGGGCUCCGGCUUCGCUCUCAAAGUGCAGGAGCAGCAUCGGCAGAAGCACUUCGAGAAGAGGCGGACUCCGGCGGCCAACCUGAUCCAGGCUGCCUGGCGCCUGUACUCCACGGAUGCCAGCAGGGCGUACCUGACGGCCACGUGGUGUUACUACGACAGCCUCCUGCCAGCCUUCAGAGAGCUGGUCCUUAUAUUUGAGCAUUUGCACCGGGUUCGCAACGGAGGAUUUAGGAAUUCAGAGGUGAAAAAAUGGCCCGACAGAGCCCCACCGCCCUAUCACUCCUUCACCCCUGCCCAGAAAAGCUUCAGCCUGGCCGUGUGCUCAGGGGAAAGUAACAAGAUGGGCAUCAAGGAGCGGAUCCGGCUGAGCAGCUCCCAGCGCCAGGGCAGCCGCGGGCGGCAGCAGCAGCACCUGGGCCCGCCCCUGCACCGCUCCCCCAGCACCGAGGACGUGGCCGAGGCCUCCAGCCCCACCAAGGUGCAGAAAAGCUGGAGCUUCAACGACCGCACCCGCUUGCGAGCAUCCCUGAGGCUCAAACCGCGGACCCCGGCUGAGGCAGACUGCCCGCCGGAAGACAGCGGCGAGGAGAGGAGCUCCCCCUGCGACCUGACCUUCGAGGACAUCAUGCCGGCCGUGAAGACCCUGAUCCGGGCUGUCAGGAUCCUGAAAUUCCUGGUGGCCAAGAGGAAGUUUAAGGAGACCUUGCGUCCCUACGACGUCAAGGAUGUCAUCGAGCAGUACUCGGCCGGACACCUGGACAUGCUGGGCAGGAUCAAGAGCCUGCAGACUCGCGUGGACCAGAUCGUGGGCAGGGAUCGGGCUCUCCCUGCGGACAAGAAGGUUCGGGAGAAAGGGGAGAAGCCGGCGCUGGAGGGGGAGCUGGUGGACGAGCUCAGCAUGAUGGGGCGAGUGGUCAAAGUGGAGCGGCAGGUUCAAUCCAUCGAGCACAAGCUGGACCUGCUGCUCGGCCUCUACUCGCAGUGCCUCCGCAAGGGCUCCACGAACUCCUUCAGCCUGGCCGCCGUGCGGGUGCCCCUCGGCGAGCCCGACAUCACCUCGGACUACCACAGCCCCGUGGACCACGAGGACAUCUCCGUGUCCGCCCAGACCCUCAACAUCUCCAGGUCGGCCAGCGCCAACAUGGACUGAGCAGAAGGAGCAGAAGGCAGCGGGAUGGACCCUGCCCGCCUGGACGGGGGGCUGGGAGUGGCGUGGCGUUGUCCCCUCGCUGUCCCUCGCUGUCCCUCGCCGUGUUACUUGAACCGAGUCUUCCUUUGCGGGGACACGGCUGCAGUGGGGUGGCACUGUGACACUGCGGCAUGGCCAGCCCACGCUGCUGGGAUGUUCCUGGGGGGUUCCUGGGAUGCUCUUGGGAUGUUUCUGGGAUGCCCCUGGGAUCU
Messenger RNA from Sturnus vulgaris (Common starling), 2113 nucleotides. It is a transcript of the gene KCNQ4, whose product is annotated as potassium voltage-gated channel subfamily Q member 4. The record is from RefSeq and is a predicted model, not a curated record. Gene Ontology annotation, molecular function: voltage-gated potassium channel activity. Gene Ontology annotation, cellular component: membrane; voltage-gated potassium channel complex. Gene Ontology annotation, biological process: potassium ion transmembrane transport. Lineage: Eukaryota; Metazoa; Chordata; Aves; Passeriformes; Sturnidae.